Messenger RNA from Larimichthys crocea (large yellow croaker), 4454 nucleotides. It is a transcript of the gene dipk1aa, whose product is annotated as divergent protein kinase domain 1Aa. NCBI's taxonomy places the organism in Eukaryota, Metazoa, Chordata, Actinopteri, Sciaenidae. The coding region runs from base 992 to 2278 and encodes 428 amino acids. The record is from RefSeq and is a predicted model, not a curated record. The transcript is spliced from 6 exons.
ACAAACUAAAUCACGGCACCCAUGUUUAUUUAAAACGCACAAAAAAAGAGGCAGGGCUUGAUAAACGUGUGCCAAUUGUGGCCACUCGCCGGCGCUACAGUGUUAAUUUCUUUUUUUUUUUUACUUUUAUUCUGUGCGUUAGAAACGGAAGUUGUGUUGUCGUUUAAAUUAGACUUUUAUUAUGAAAGCCUCGCCGGAAGUUUAUUUUACUCACGUUAGCCAAUUUGAGCCGGUGUUUCAGUUUAAAGCGUGACCAUGUUAACUGGCGACCACCGGCCGAAUGCGCCGGUGGUUGUCGUAGUUACGACAAACUGUUGAAAAACAAGAAAAACACGUAGCUGUCCUCAUUAAUGUCAGGUUUUUAAUUAGCUUUACAAUGUCGCUUAGUCUUUCUUGUCUCGUUUGACAGCUACGUAUUCUCUUCCUGUUUUCAAACGCCGUCAUGACUCACGACAACCACAUACAUUCGGCUGACGGUCGCCUAUUAACACGGUCGCUGUUUAAACCGAAACACCGGCGACAGCUUUAUAGUUUAACAACCACACAGCACUCGUGACAUUAUACACAGAUUGUUCGGCGCCGGUAAACCCGGUUUGACACUCACUCCGUCAUUUUGUUUGACGACAUGAAAACUUUAAAAGAAUCGUUUUGUUCGCAGACGAACACGUUGCGCCUGCGCCGUGAACCUAACGUUUUUUUCCGCCCCCCCCCCCAGCUUGAGGUAUGUUGCUUUGCUUGAAAAGCAGCAGCUGCUGCUGCAAGGAGCAGAGACGCAGGCAAGAGAGCAAUGUUAGAGCGAUCCGCUCGGAUAAGACAAGCCGUGGUUACAGCGAGCCGUGGAUCAUAGUGUGGGGCUGAAAGCCGGCUAGUAUGCAGUGAUCUGUGCCUGCUUUGUAAACGAGUCGUUUCAUAUGUGGAAGACGCUUUCUCUCUUGUAUUCUGGAUGAUCUCCCACAGCCAGGUCCACGUAUUGAGAUGAUCUAUUUUUGUGAUGGCGAGGGGUCUGUUUCCACGGGCCUGGGUGAAAAAGUCUUUCUACUUCCAGGCUCGGAUCUCCUUCGUGCGGGUGAAGUACCUGUUCCUUACAUGGCUGACGGUGCUGGUGGGGAGCUGGGUGCUCUAUGUGCAAUACUCCGCCUACACAGAGCUGUGCAGAGGACACGAGUGCAAGAACGCCAUUUGUGAUAAAUACAGGAAGGGGAUCAUCGAUGGCUCUGCCUGCAGCAGUCUGUGUGACAAAGAAACUCUCUACAUGAGCAGGUGUCUGUCAACCCUGCCCAAUAACCAGGUGUACACAGGGAGCUGGGGAGAUCAUGAUGGUAUCAUCCGCUGUAAGCUGGGGGAGGUUGUACACUACGAGCUGGGUGAGGAGCCGGAGCCGCGGAGAGAAGCCCCCGUGUUCGAUAAACCCACCAGAGGUACAUCUGUGGAGAAGUUCAAAGAGAUGGUCUUCAAUCACCUCAAGUCCAAGCUCGGAGAACAGGCUAACCUCGCCAGCCUCGUCAGCCAGAUCCUCUCUGUUGCCGAUGGCAACAAAGAUGGACGGGUGUCACUGCCAGAAGCCCGCUCUACAUGGGCCCUCCUGCAGAUGGACGAGGUGCUGCUGGGCCUGCUGCUCCAGGACCGUGGACACACUCCUCGCCUCCUCGGCUACUGCGGAGACCUGUACAUGACAGAGCGUGUCCCCUACGGGCCCCUGUAUGGUUUGUCUCUACCUUGGCCACUGGUAUCCUGGGUUCCCAACAGCUUGCAGCGUACUAUGGACCAGUGGUUCACCCCCUCAUGGCCCCGCAAAGCUAAGAUCUCCAUGGGCCUGCUGGAGUUGGUGGAGGACAUCUUCCACGGCACCUAUGGCAGCUUUCUGAUCUGCGACCUCGCCGCUGCACACUUUGGUUACACCGACGGCCACGAGCUCCGUCUGACUAAUGCCCGAGCGGUGGUUCCAGAGAACGAGUUCAAGCUCACCAUGCGGGCGCUGAAGUGUGAAACAGACGCCGACUGCGUGUACGGGGUGGACUGCCAGACGUCAUGUGACGUGUCCGAGAAACGAUGCCGGGAAGAGCCGGUUCAGCCAAAUUUGGCGAAGGCAUGCAGUGCACUAAAGGACUACCUCCUGCGUGGGGCGCCGUCAGGGAUGAGAGAGGAGCUGGAGAGGCAGUUGUACGCCUGUAUGGCUCUCAAAGGUAAUGCUGGACAGAUGAACAUGGAGCACUCACUUAUCCUCAACAACCUGAAAGCUCUGCUGUGGAGACAGAUCUCGCACACCAAGGACUCGUGACGAGGAGAGGAAGUCUUUCUGAAAUCAUCAGUUCCACACGUGGAGCUGAAUAUUUAAGAUGCUGUGAUUUAGGAAUAGCAAAUUUAAUGAAGUAAUUUUUAUCAGUUCUGAACACUUAUGAAUGACUGAAGGAGACUCUACCUCCUCUAUCCUAGUUUCAGAAGUUUAGGGGGGCUGGGAACACACAUUGAAAUAUAAGACUAAAUGAUUGCAUGUUGCCAUCAGUCACACUAAAAACAGUUCAUGCAGCCACAUUAUAUUGUAUCGUACCAUUCACCACAGAGGAAUGUUAGCGAAGCACUUAACAGAAAAACAGAUUUUAUUGUUAGUCUCACAGGUUGAGAGACCAAAUUGCUGUUUUUUUUUUUACCACAAAAUCAUGCUGAUACGUUUGAGCUGACGAGGUUCAUCAAAAAAGACUUUGUCCUGUUUAUAGGAAGACGUCAGUGUUGUACGAAGCUCUAGUUUCAAGUGUAAUGAAAUUGCACUAUUUUGAGAUCGGCUCCUUAAUUUUGUUUGGCUGCUGAGCUCAGAAACAUAAUCAUGGAGUACGUUUGAAGGAUGAUGCUGGUGAUAUUCUAUUUUUACUUCUAGCAAAUUGAAUGAAAAGUCAAUGCUUCAUUUUGACUCUCAACACUUACUGAGUUUUCUACGCUGCCUGUAGCACACUGAAGGUGUAAAUCUGUAAAAUCAGCUCUCAAAAUUAUACUUUCAUAUUUUGGUUACAUUUAACUAAUCUCCCAAAAAAGCUAAGGUUAUUCAAACUCGAGUAAAUGGUGCAUUUCUGUUGGAACUAUUUUCAGGAUGAAUGCACAUUUGGUGUGCUACUUUGUGUUUGCAUUGAGUCAAAACGACCUACACUGCCCAUAUCAUGAAGGAACAUGUCACCUAGUGCAAUAGUGUAGUUUUCUUUUGACAGUUUUUGGUUUAAAAUAGUCAGUUGCACAGAAAGGAUUCACUAUAUAUGACCAUUUUAGACAGUUUAGAUUCAUUGUCUUUUCAGGCAUAUAAAAGAAUGUAGCAAAUUAACUUUUAACAAAGGCAAGAUGAGUGACAAACUAAAAGGAAAAACCUGAGGUCCAGAGAGUGAGAGUUAGGGGCUACAUUUACAGAAUAUGGCAGAAAUAGACUAUAAUGUGUGUAAAUAUGUGUUCAUUAGUAUAUGAUCAUCUGAAAAUAAGACUUGGUUUGUUUUUGUUACCUUAGAAUGAGACUUUAUAUCUCCAGGCGCUGUAGGUCCUCUUCCAUGGAGCACGCCAUGUUGAACAGCCGUACAGUAGCCCAGAACAGACAAACUAAACACUGGCUCUAGAUAUGCCCUUUUAAAGUUUUGAUGAUAUAAAAGUCUCAUUCUAAGGUAACAAAAACAUACCAGGUGUUAUUUACAAGUGAUUAAUGAACACAUUUCUGCAUGUUGUAUUCUAUUCCUGCCAUACUCUGUAAAUAGAGGCCCAUGAAUCUGACACACUGCACCUUUUAAGAAAUGAUAACGCCUCUGUCCAGAGAUUUGGAGAGAUCUAACGCUGAGCAUUGAGGCUGUUCUGGUUUCCUUUGUCACCCGUCUGCAUGUUAAAGUGAGACAGUUGGUUAGCUUCAAAGUGGACAAUAUGCCUUUUGUCAGUCAGUAUUCCAGAGGUCAUAUACUGUACUUCGCUCUGCUCUACAUUCUCCACCUGUAACGCUAGUGACAUCUUCAAUGCUGCAUCAACGACACGAAGAGAAAUAUUAGUGUAUUUUAUUUGUGAAUGUUAUCUACUUGUUAUUUCUCACUGAAAAGAAACAUUUGUGGUAAUGUGCUGUACUCACACUAUUUUUGGAUUCUUGUCUCAGUGCCAUAGAGAUCAUGCUGAAGUCAUUAAUGAAUGUUUACCACCGGUGAAGGUGGAGGUCUUUAUCAAAUCUUGUGGUCACAUCUGAAUGCUGUACAAAAAGAUUUUCCACGAACCCUUCCAGACAUUACUGUUGUGACGUUACUGUGACUGAGUCGAACAACCUGACUCGUUUAACCACUUUAAAUGAAUUCCAGAACGGACAUGACCUCUAAAAGCAUGUCGAGCUUGUGAUCAAUGCUGCUGUUUUGAAUUUUGGAAGAAAAAAAAAAAAAAAAGUAAAACUUAUGUACUUAAAGAGACCAGCAUGAUUUUGCACAAUUAAAGUACAUACCACUUCACUGUAA